AUGGCAAGCCUUUGUUUGAUGGGCUUGGUUUCUGCAUCAGUUCGCGACGAUGCUUCGAGUCAUACCACAGAAACAUCUUCCAUGACAUCCAGGAGAGCAGGUCAAUCUGGUGCCGGCGCUGGGAAUGUGAUCAGGUCUUGCGGCAGCCACAUAUCAGUCUGUGGUGCUGAGGAUGAGGACAACGUCAUUUAUAUACCGAGAUCUACUGAAACCGAGACGAAUGAGAUCCAUUCCAUUUCAAUAAAGAGACUUAAGCCUACAACUUUGACCGUUACCGAAAUCUCAGUGUCUACUAUCAUUGAAGAGACAAUGGGUCACUGCCGCAGAACUGUCACCGCCGCCGGUCCGCCUGCCAAGGUUACUAUCGACGUAACAAUUGUUUCCAUUCAGGAAGUACAAGAUGUUGACACAAUUGUUGAGACUGUAACCUCAACCACCACCGCUAGUGUAGUAGAACAAUGUUUCCUUGAAACGUACACCAUCUUAGGCCGGAAGCCUAUCACGUCGAGACGAGCAAGACCGGACCUUGUCUCAACGGAGAGCGCCAGCCCACCCGAAUAUACUGAUGCAGCAACAUAUUCCGACGAAUCCUAUGACGAGUCUACUCCGAACAAUAUGGCAGGGGGUCUAGAUGGACCCGGCAUCUACGAACAAAGUUCAGACGAGUGA
Messenger RNA from Fusarium pseudograminearum CS3096, 669 nucleotides. RefSeq lists its product as uncharacterized. The record is from RefSeq and is a predicted model, not a curated record. The coding region runs from base 1 to 669 and encodes 222 amino acids. The transcript is spliced from 4 exons. Lineage: Eukaryota; Fungi; Ascomycota; Sordariomycetes; Hypocreales; Nectriaceae.